ACUGGGCUUUUGCAAGUCACCGUGGGAACCUUCGGGGCGGGGAAGAACUCCGCGCUCCGGCAGCUAUACCACCUCUCACCCCCAGCCCUAAUCCCCGAGCUGGAAAAUGCACUGGUAGCGCUUAGCUUGCACACUUUACUCCGCGCCCCGCCUGAAAUACCUUGGGCGACCGACGCACCGCGGAGGGGCCAGAAUGCCGGGCCGUAGGGCCUUCGCCCCACUUACUGGUUUCUCUGGAAACCCCCCUGGUAAGUGUGGAGGAGGCGGGACACUCUGACCCAAGACAAAAGGCUUGUAGCUCCAGCCAAAGAAAAUAAACCUUAGGGAGAAGGAAAAAAAAAACAAAAACAAAAAACAAAACCAACCCAUCAGCUGUUCCUGAGAACAGUCUGCAGUGGAAACUACAGAGAGGACAACUAAUGUGAGUGAGGAAGUGACUGUAUGUGGACUGUGGAGACAGUAAGUCACGUGGGCCCUGAGGGCCUGGACUGGGUUAGCAACAGUUGUACGUGCUGAGGUGAGGUGCUGAGAAGGGAAAAGUGAAUGUGGUCUGGAGAGUGGCCUUGGCUUCACAGGGUGUGCUUUCCUCUGAGGCCAUCCGGGAGCUCAGCCCCUGUGUUCUGCCAGGGUGGGAUACAGGGUUUGGCACUGAGGAGGGUAACUUGCUGGCUGGAGCAGCAGAGCAGUGGCCUUGAUUUGUCUUUUGGAAGAUUUAAAAACCAAAAAGCAUAAACAUUCUGGUCCUUCAGCAAUGCUUUCUCUGAAGAAAUACUUAACGGAAGGACUCCUCCAGUUCACCAUUCUGCUGAGUUUGAUUGGGGUGCGGGUGGACGUGGAUACUUACCUGACCUCACAGCUUCCCCCGCUCCGGGAGAUCAUUCUGGGGCCCAGUUCUGCCUAUACUCAGACCCAGUUCCACAACCUGAGGAAUACCUUGGAUGGCUAUGGUAUCCACCCCAAGAGCAUAGACCUGGACAAUUACUUCACUGCCCGGCGGCUCCUCAGUCAGGUGAGGGCCCUGGACAGGUUCCAGGUGCCGACCACUGAGGUAAACGCCUGGCUGGUCCACCGGGAUCCAGAGGGGUCUGUCUCUGGCAGCCAGCCCAGCUCAGGCCUCACCCUCGAGAGUUCCAGUGGCCUCCAGGAUGUGACAGGCCCAGACAACGGGGUGCGAGAAAGCGAAACGGAGCAGGGAUUCAGUGAAGAUUUGGAGGAUUUGGGAGCUGUAGCCCCUCCAGUCAGUGGAGACCUAACCAAAGAGGACAUAGAUCUGAUUGACAUCCUUUGGCGACAGGAUAUUGACCUGGGGGCUGGGCGUGAGAUUUUUGACUAUAGUCAUCGCCAGAAGGAGCAGGAUGUGGAUAAGGACCUGCGAGAUGGAGCGGAGCAGGACGACACCUGGUCAGGCGAGGGUGCAGAAGCUCUGGCGCGAAACCUGCUAGUGGAUGGAGAAACUGGGGAGAGCUUCCCUGCACAGGUGCCUGGUGGGGAGGACCAGACGGCCCUGUCCCUGGAAGAGUGCCUUAGGCUGCUGGAGGCCACCUGCCCCUUUGGGGAGAAUGCUGAGUUUCCAGCAGACGUUUCCAGCAUAACAGAAGCAGUGCCUAGUGAGAGUGAGCCCCCAGGUCUUCAGAACCACCUCUUGUCUCCUCUCCUGACGGGGACGGAGUCGCCAUUCGAUCUGGAGCAGCAGUGGCAAGACCUCAUGUCCAUCAUGGAAAUGCAGGCCAUGGAGGUGAACACUUCAACGAGUGAGAUCCUGUACAGUGCCCCUCCUGGAGACCCCCUGAGCACCAACUACAGCCUUGCCCCCAACACUCCCAUCAAUCAGAAUGUCAGCCUGCAUCAGGCGUCCCUGGGGGGCUGCAGCCAGGACUUCUCACUCUUCAGUCCCGAGGUGGAGAGCCUCCCUGUGGCCAGCAGCUCCACGCUGCUCCCGCUGGUCCCCAGCAAUUCCACCAGCCUCCACUCCACCUUUGGCUCCACCAACCUGGCGGGCCUCUUCUUUCCACCCCAGCUCAAUGGCUCGGCCAACGACACGGCAGGCCCUGAGCUGCCCGACCCACUGGGGGGCCUGUUAGACGAAGCCAUGCUGGACGAGAUCAGCCUGAUGGACCUGGCCAUCGAAGAGGGCUUCAACCCCGUGCAGGCCUCCCAGCUUGAAGAGGAGUUUGACUCGGACUCAGGCCUCUCCUUGGACUCCAGCCAUAGCCCUUCCUCUCUGAGCAGCUCCGAAGGCAGCUCUUCUUCCUCCUCGUCCUCCUCCUCGUCCUCCUCCUCGUCGUCCUCUUCCUCUGCUUCCUCUUCAGCUUCUUCCUCCUUUUCUGAGGAAGGUGCUGUUGGCUACAGCUCUGACUCGGAGACCCUGGAUCUGGAAGAGGCCGAGGGCGCUGUGGGUUACCAGCCCGAGUAUUCCAAGUUCUGCCGCAUGAGCUACCAGGAUCCGUCCCAGCUCUCCUGCCUGCCCUACUUAGAGCACGUGGGCCACAACCACACAUACAACAUGGCGCCCAGUGCUCUCGACUCUGCUGACCUGCCACCGCCCAGCACCCUCAAGAAAGGCAGCAAGGAGAAGCAGGCCGACUUCCUAGACAAGCAGAUGAGCCGGGAUGAGCAUCGAGCCCGAGCCAUGAAGAUCCCCUUCACCAAUGACAAAAUCAUCAACCUGCCAGUGGAGGAGUUCAAUGAGCUGCUGUCCAAAUACCAGCUGAGCGAGGCCCAGCUGAGCCUCAUCCGCGACAUCCGGCGCCGGGGCAAGAACAAGAUGGCGGCGCAGAACUGCCGCAAGCGCAAGCUGGACACCAUCCUGAACCUGGAGCGGGACGUGGAGGACCUGCAGCGCGAUAAAGCCCGGCUGCUGCGGGAGAAGGUGGAGUUCCUCCGGUCCCUGCGGCAGAUGAAGCAGAAGGUCCAGAGCCUGUACCAGGAGGUGUUUGGGCGGCUGCGGGAUGAGAAUGGGCGACCCUACUCGCCCAGUCAGUACGCACUCCAGUAUGCCGGGGAUGGUAGUGUCCUCCUCAUCCCCCGCACCCUGGCCGACCAGCAGGCCCGGCGACAGGAGAGGAAGCCAAAGGACCGAAGAAAGUGGAGUGGGUGCUCCAGCUUCAAGGCUUUUUCUGGCAGGAAGAAGAUCCGAGGACUCGAGUAAAGCCCGUCAAAGAGCCGCUACACCUCAGACAAGUGAGAAGAGGUCCUAGACUCGGCAGGGAGAUGAGCAGGCCUCAGGCUUAACUGAGCACCAGACUUCAAGGUGACCUGCUUGGGUGGGGGCGGAAGCCUGGCUUUGUCUUGACUUCAGCAGCAGUAGGCUCCCUUCAAGCCGAUUUCUCCCCACGUCCUAAUUCACAUUAGCAUUUGGAAGUAGACCCCUUGUUCCAAACUCUGCCCUGCACAGAUCUCACCAGUGAGGCUGGGCUCGUUAUUUCAGUGUCCAUAAAAAUGGAAGAAAUCCCGAACUAAGGGGAGAUGUAGUGAGCUUGAGAAUGCUCAGUGUCACCAAGACCUGGCCUCUAAUGGCGGACUCCAGCCCCGACCAGGGAAAGCUGAACAGCAGCAGCCAGCCAGCGAAUGGGGAGUACUUUCCAUGGAGCCCUGCGUUCCUCAGGCAGCCCUCGGCCCUCGUACAACCCCAGCUAGGCCGGACUUUGCUGCUUCUCAGGUUUGUUUGGCAAAAGCUGGAAAAACAAGUGCCUCGUAGGAAAAAAACCGUCCCCACCACCUUCACGUCUCCUGCCUCACCCAGGAGGCACUGACCUAGACCUACAGCUUCAGCUCCAGCUAACUUGUUUUAUGGCGCUACCAGCAAGAAGUCCAUUCCAUCACUGACGCUGUCCACGGACAAUCACAGGCACCAGACUGGUGGCUGCCUCUCUGGAAGUCAUUUUCCCAACCAGGUGUAGAAAUGGUCUAGCAAAACCCACGUGCUUCAUAAUCAUGAGUGGUUAAGCCUUGUUAUCACUGCUCCAUCUGGGACAUGAAAGGGACUCAGAGACCUUCAAUUUGCCAUUCUGUUAGCCUAACAAGAACCUUUCACCUUUCACUUUUCCCACAGAAGCCAGCCAUCCUCCUUGCCUCUGGUUCUGAACUUCGUAGUGCAGAACGUAUGUGUGGGGGAACUUGGUAUAUACAUGGAACUUAGCACAUGAUUUGAGUUCUACUCCUUGUUCUGUCAAGGACUUUUGAAAGUUCAUGUCAGCCUCGAUUAGUUGAGACACAGAAUCCAGUGCACAGAUUGUCUGGAGGAGUUUGGGAUCCCACUAAAGAGGUGUGUUCUUAAAGCUGGUUCUUUUCCAGUCUUAACUGCAGAAUGGAUAGGCUGCAUAGUAUUUGUUACUUAAUUCCAGAUGCCAUCUCAACCAAGGAAACAAAACCUAGUUUAUACUUGGGGGAGGCAGGGAAAAGGCUAAGGAGUUGGUGCUCUGCCUUUUGUUUUAAACACGAAUUUAAUCAGGCUAAUUCAGUUGUCUUAAUCCUUCCAGUUCUCAGCUAGGAGCUGAAGCAGUAAUUUAAACAAUGAGCCAGUGCCCCACAGCUGGGCCCCAAAGUUGCCCAGUCUGACCUGAGGCUAUGCAAACAAUAAAUGGCAGGAUUGGUCAAAGUCAACUAGGAUUUAAAAAUCCUUAUGGGGGGGUGCCUGGGUGGCUCAGUUGGUUAAGCGUCUGCCUUCGGCUCAGGUCAUGAUCCUGGAGUCCUGGGAUCGAGUCCCGCAUCGGGCUCCCUGCUUGGCGGGGAGUCUGCUUCUCCCUCUGACCUUCUCCCCUCUCUCAUGCUCUCUUUCUCUCAUAAAUAAAAAAAUCUUAAAAAAAAAAAAUCCUUGUGGGGUAAACAGUGGCUCUGGUAUUACCACAAACCACCAAGGUUACAAUGCAGAUCCAGAUACGCUAUUGAGUAUUUUAACACAAGCUAUUUAAUGUAAGCAACAACUACAGAACCAAAUCAUCAGUAUAUAUCGUAAACAUGAUGUUUCAGCCUUGCCUCAUAGUCCUGCUGCCUCACUGGCCUAAGGCUGGGGGCGGGGGGGGGGGGGGGAGCCUUAGCAAACAGAAUACUUGCUCUACCUGCCCCCCAUACAGCAGGACCAAUUAUGUUUUUCAUCCCAGUGCAAGACGGUUUUAUUUUGGAUUUCAUUUGCUUUCAAUAUUCAGCCAUUUAUUCAGUGGGAAGCUCCCAAGGCCAAGGUCAAUUAAAAGUCAUCCACAGAAGAGAGCUGAGCAACUGUGAACACAUUAGUUAGAAGAGCAGUAACUUCUAAAGAAAACCUCAAUGCUGGACAGUCAAACCAACGUGAUAGGCAGAUCACAGAUUGAGGAUUGUCCCCGGAAUCUUUAAGCUCCACCAUCACCAAGCUUCCUUAGCCACACACCACAACACCCAGAUGCGUCUGCCCAGAGUGGUUCCUACUGCUGAAAAGCAAGAUGAAGCCGAGAUGCCUUCCUUUACUAAAGCUGAAUGCUGGCCUGGUAUUGAUAUUUGUAUUUCAGUUGUAUGCUAGAGGAGGGGAAGCAUUGAGCCUGGACUUAGUUCAGUCCUAUCAGCUCUAAAUUUUAAACAAGAUCUUUUUAUCCUCACAAACGACCCAACUUGUAAACCAGAUUAAUACUAGUAUCACAGAAACUGAUCGGGUUAAUUUGAUCUCAAACAGAACCCGGGUCCAUUCAUAGUUUAGUAUCUGGAG
Mirounga angustirostris (Northern elephant seal) is the source of this 5674-nucleotide messenger RNA. It is a transcript of the gene NFE2L1, whose product is annotated as NFE2 like bZIP transcription factor 1. Gene Ontology annotation, biological process: regulation of transcription by RNA polymerase II. Gene Ontology annotation, molecular function: DNA-binding transcription factor activity, RNA polymerase II-specific; RNA polymerase II cis-regulatory region sequence-specific DNA binding. Lineage: Eukaryota; Metazoa; Chordata; Mammalia; Carnivora; Phocidae. Gene Ontology annotation, cellular component: nucleus. The transcript is spliced from 7 exons. Bases 752 to 3148 code for a protein of 798 amino acids. The record is from RefSeq and is a predicted model, not a curated record.